Racocetra fulgida is the source of this 981-nucleotide messenger RNA. NCBI's taxonomy places the organism in Eukaryota, Fungi, Glomeromycota, Glomeromycetes, Diversisporales, Gigasporaceae. The record is from the annotation of a GenBank genome assembly.
AUGCAAUAUGUUGAUGAAAAUGGUGGAAUUAAAAAAGCAAGUAAACCUGCCAAAACGACAACUGGCAAAUCAGCAUCUGGUGUUACAAAAAGAACACCACCACCUCCACCAAGUCGACGUCCUGGAUCUUCUCUAUCUGAUAAACCCAAGGCAAAAUCACCGCCACCUCCACCACCAGUUCGACGCUCGGUGGUCAGCAAUCAAUCGAAUAAUAACGGAUCUUCAAAACAUUCUAGUCCUCCACCAUCUCCAAAGCAGGUCAUUCUUCCAACAACUCUUAAAGCAACAUCACAUCCGCCACCGCCUCCACUUCCAGUUUUGAGCGUGAAUAAGGCUGUACAACCGCCUCCAGUUUCGAGCGUGAAUAAGACUGCACAACCGCCUCCAGUUUCGAGCAUAAAUAAACCAGUACAUCCGCCUCCGCUUCCAAGUGUAAAUAAAACCACACCAAUUUCAAGUACAAAUAAAACCCCGCAACCAUCCGUUCCAAGUGUAAAGAAAACUGCGCAGACACCUCCGGUUCAAGUUACACCUCCACCGCCACCACCUUCAGGUGCAAACCCAUGUUCCACCACGUCAACCAACAUCAGUCCACCGCCACCACCUACUUCUGGUGGUGCCCCCCCUCCUCCUCCUCCUCCAAUAAGCAAUGCUACUUCCACGCCACCAAUAACGAAUGGCCGUGCGAAUUUGCUAGCAGAAAUUCGUAAUGUGGGUGGUGCUUCUAAAGCUGGACUUAAACCUCCAACUCGUCAGUCAACUAUAUCAGAAGAGCCUCAGAGCCCAACCGGUGGCGGAAAUGAUCUUGCCUCGGCGUUAGCAAAUGCACUUUUGAAUCGUGGAGCAGCAAUCCACGGUGAUUCUGGUCAGUAUUUAUUUCAUAUGUAUAUUUGUUUUCCAACAAUAUAUAAAUCUAUUUUUUUGGAAUUUUUUUAUUUAGAUGAAGACGAAGAUGACGAUGACGAUGAUUGGGAUGAUUAA